GAAUGCAGUAACUGGAAGACUCAUAUGGCAACAGAAUCUUACAAGGCUCACUGGGUUGCCUCCAACAGGAAGAUAUGUUAAUGUGACAGUGUCAAGAGCAACACCAGUUGUGGCUGAUGAUCUUUUACUUGUAGGGAUUUAUGGACCUGCUGUUGUGAUUGCUGUGAGAAGGUUAAAUGGAGCACUUGUUUGGUCUACACUGCUUGAUCCAAGAUCUCUGGCUUUUAUCACUCAAUCAGGAACAGUUCACUUGGGUCGAUAUUAUGUGGGAGUAUCAUCACUGGAGGAACUACUACCAGCUACAGAAUGUUGCACAUUUAGAGGCAGCCUAGUAAAACUAAAUGUUAGAACUGGUGCAAUUAUAUGGCAAACAUAUACACUCCCCGACAAUGGCGGGCGCCUCGGAGGAUAUUCCGGUGCAGCAAUAUGGGGAAGUAGCCCAGCUAUUGACAUAGUCAGAGGAUUUGUCUAUGUAGGAACUGGAAAUCUUUACUUAGCUCCACCAGAAGUGCUGAAAUGCCAAGCAGCACAAAACAAUCUAACGAUGCCACCAGCUAUUCCUGAUCAGUGUUUUGGUGAAGAUGUUCAUUUUGAUUCAAUUCUUGCACUGGAUUUGGAUUCUGGAGAAAUUGCUUGGGCCACACAGCUUGGAGGUUACGACGUUUUCUAUUUCACAUGUUUGGUUCCUAACAAUCCAGAUUGUCCGCCGGGGCCUAACUUGGAUGCUGAUUUCGGAGAGGCGCCUAUGUUGCUAACCAUAUUUUCAAAUGGAAGAUUUCGCGAUGUUGUGGUGGCUGUGCAGAAAAGUGGCUUUGCUUGGGCGCUUGAUCGCAACACUGGACAUAUUGUUUGGGUUAAGAAAGCAGGACCGGGGAGCUUGGAGGGAGGAGGAAUAUGGGGUGCAGCCACAGAUGGACGGCGAGUUUACACUAACAUAGUCAAUGGAAACAGAGUUCCUUUCACCCUGGCACCUUCAACUCAAACAACAACAGCUGGUGGAUGGGUGGCAAUGGAUGCAAACACAGGACAAAUCCUAUGGACCACUGCAAACCCUAGCAACGACACGUCCCCUGGGCCGGUCACCAUAGUUAAUGGAGUCCUCUUUGCAGGAUCAGUGGCACCUAAUGGACCUUUCUAUGCUAUGGAUGCCAGUAAUGGAAAAAUCUUGUGGUCAUUUAACACUGGUGCUACUAUCUAUGGGGGUGCAUCAAUAAGCUAUGGCUGUGUCUUUGUUGGUCAUGGAUAUUCAGUUGGUCUAGCUAAGUUCCAUCCAACUUGGACCAGUGGGACUUCACUCUUUGCCUUUUGCAUUGGGUGAAAUCAAUAUAUAUUUAUAAAUUUAUGUAUUUUCUCUUUCUGAAAAUAGUUGUGAUACUAAUAAGUUUCCCUACCUAAUGAUCAUGUUUCAAGUUAUACUAGUUGGAACAAAAGCAACAACUUAAAGA
Molecule: messenger RNA, 1445 nt
Organism: Solanum dulcamara
Lineage: Eukaryota; Viridiplantae; Streptophyta; Magnoliopsida; Solanales; Solanaceae
Exons: 3
Coding region: 545-1318 (257 amino acids)
Source: RefSeq, a predicted model, not a curated record